AUGUCACGGUACGGAGGCUUGUCGAGCGACGGCAGCGAUGUCGGAUCGGCAGAGAUGCGGGUCGCUCAGCAGCUCUUCGAGCUCAUUGACCUCGCGACAAAGGAGGGCGACAACGGCAGGGGCGUCGAUGUGGCAUCGUGGGUUCGCGCGGUGCACGAGUCGCAGCCGGCUUUGCGGUGGGGCGACGUCGUGAGGGCGUACGACUCGCCUAUGCGCGCUCUUCCCGACCACUUUGGUAUCCGCGCCUUUGCGACUCUCCUGCAGGUCUCUCCCGCCCCGCCACCGACCGCCGAGGACCCUCGCGCCAACCCACCGCAAACGAGCGGUCUCGGACUCGUCUCUGCUCCGGGCGGUACGAGCGCCAUCUCCGGCCUCUGGACCCAGUGGGGAAACCCUCUCCUCCAGUUCUCCCUCAUCGACCGCCUCGUCUUCCUCGCCUCGUCGCCGGCUACCCCCCCCGGUACGAGCGCCUCAACCGAGCCGCACCUGAACCUCGCCAACCUCGCGAGCGUCCACAAAGUCGUCUCCGUCGACGAUGCGGCGGGAUCGAGCCCGACGAUCAAGGCGCUCGCGCAUUCGGUGCAGAACAGCCCGUGGAACGCGCAGGAGGUCACGACGACGCUCGUCAGGCUCGGUGGGGACGCUUCGAAUGCCGAGUUGGCGGGUCGCGUGCACGAGUUGCUCGACCGGGGAUGCAAGAGCAAUCCUGAGUUGGUGUUGGUCGCGUUGACGCAGGUCGAGAAACCCUGGAACGCCAUACACGCCGAGCUCACUGCCCGGCUCCUCUCGACCUUCCUCGCCGGCCACCCCUCGCACCAGCUCGUCUUCCUUCGCCUCUCCCAGAUCGACCGCCAGUUCCUUUUCGCCGCCCUGCGCGACUUCUACGCCGAAUCGGAAAUGAACGUCACCCGCAUCAUCGACAUCGCGCAGGACCUGAAGAUGCUCGACCAGAUCCUGGAGCUGCGGCCGUUCGUCCUCGCGCUUGACUUGGCCGCCCUGGCGAGCCGGCGCGAGUACCUCAACCUCGACAAGUGGUUGACGGGCCAGAUUCAGCAGCACGGCGGACAGCUCGUGCGCGCGACGCUCGAGUUUGUCGGUCACAAGGUUCAGCACGAGCUUAGGAGGCAGGAGCUCGACCACCCGCCUGAGCCGACCACGCUCGCGCUCAACGCUGCGACGAUCGCCAUCUUCAUGCGCGUUCUCCGAGCACACCACGAGCUCUUCACCGGCAACGACGUCGAGCUCUUCAAGGAGGUCCGCACGCAGUGCCUGCAGCUUCACCCUCGCCUCAUGAACUUCUCGCCGAAGAACAGCGAGUCGGAGCCGGGCAUGGCCGUCACGUCGUUCUCGCCUGAGAUCGAGGCCGAGUGCGACGCGCUCUACAAGCGCAUGUACGAGCAGGAGAUCUCGGUCGACAAGGUCGUCACCGCGCUGCGCCAGGCCAAGGACUCGGACAACCAGCACGAUCACGAGUUCUUCGCCUGCUUCCUCCACGGCCUCUUCGACGAGCACCGCUUCUUCAACACCUACCCGCCAAAGGAGCUCGCCCUCACCGCGUCGCUGUUCGGCGACCUAAUCCAGUACCACCUCAUCGACUUCGUCCCGCUCGGCAUCGCCGUGCGGUACGUCCUGGACGCACUGCGCAACCCGCCGGAUUCGAACUGGUUCCGCUUCGGCAUUCAGGCUCUUGCCAGGUUCCAGUCGCGCCUGAGCGAGUGGCCGCAGCUGGCGCACUCGAUUCUCUCGAUCCCGCACGUCCAGCAGCUGCACCCCGAGGUGGCCAACACGGCAAGGGAGGCGCUCUUGCAGCGCGAAGGCGGCGAGAACGGCAGCUCGCUCGGCGGUCUCGACGUUGGGCCGGAGCAGGAGCUGCCAAGGGAGCCUGAGAGGCUGCCCUUCUCGGCUAUCCACGUCGAAGAGUCGGGAGGAGACCCGGAGGCGCCAGAUGAGCAGACGUCGGACAAGAUCCUCUUCAUCGUCAACAACCUCGCGCCGUCGAACUUUGAGACCAAGGUCAAGGACAUGGUUUCGCGAAUGGAGCCGCUUCACUUCGCCUGGUUCGCGCACUACCUUGUCGCCCAGCGCGUCUCGAUCGAGCCGAACAACCAUCAGCUCUACCAGCAGUUCCUCGAGGCGCUCAAGAUGCCGAAGCUCGUCAAGCGCGUCCUGCACGAGACGUUCGUCAAGCUCGCGACACUCCUCAACUCGGACAAGACGGUCCAGUCGUCGACCGAACGCACGCUCCUCAAGAACCUCGGCUCGUGGCUUGGUGGUCUCACGCUCGCCAAGGACAAGCCCAUUCGGCACUCGAACAUCGCCUUCAAGCAGCUCUUGAUCGAGGGGUACGACUCGAACCGCCUCAUCGUCGCCAUCCCCUUCGUUUGCAAGGUCCUCGAGCAGUGCUCCAAGUCGCGCGUGUUCCGGCCGCCCAACCCCUGGCUCAUGGCGAUCCUGCGCCUCCUCGUCGAGCUCUACCAGUUCGCCGAGCUCAAGCUCAAUCUCAAGUUCGAGAUCGAGGUUCUCUGCAAGUCGCUCGAUGUCGACCUCAAGGAUGUCGAGCCGACCGAGAUCCUGCGCAACCGGUCGAAGGAGCUUGCUGCGCAGCAGGCGGCAGCUGCACAGGCGCAGGCGGCCGUUCUACCCGGCCAGCAGGGCGGUGUUCCGCAGACGUCGGUCGAGCUCGCCCUCGCCAAUUUCGCCCAGCAGCAGCAGCAGGCCGGCGCCGGUGGUCACCUCGGACAGGACGUCGACGAGCACGGCCUCCGCACCGGCUUCGCCAGCGCCGCCCACCACGCCCUCCCCGCUGCCGGUGCUCCGGGAGAGGCAGCCCGCCUUCCGCCGAUGCUCGGCGUCAACCAGCCUGGCUACUCGCUGUCGCUGCAGGACACCGUCUCGGCGGCCCUCCAGAACCUGCCGAGUCUCGUGGUGUUCAACUCGCAGCUCCCCAUGUUCACGUCGAACCCGGCUCUCAAGCGCCUGAUCUGCCUCGCCAUCGACCGCGCCGUCCGCGAGAUCAUCGCGCCGGUCGUCGAGCGCUCUGUCACCAUCGCCGGCAUCUCGACUCGCGAGCUGACGAUGAAGGACUUUGCGAUGGAAGGCGACGAGAACAACAUGGCGACCGCGGCGCACCUCAUGGUGCAGAACCUCGCCGGGUCGCUCGCGCUCGUCACCUGCAAGGAGCCUCUGCGCCUCAGCAUGAUCGCCCACGCCCGCACCCUCCUCCUGCAGAACGGCUUCACCGACGACUCGCUCCCCGAGCAGGCGAUCCAGGUCAUCGUCGCCGAGAACCUCGAUCUCGCCUGCAGCGUCGUCGAGAAGGUCGCGAUGGAGAAGGCGGUGCUCGAGGUGGACGAGGGGCUCGCGCCGGCGUACCUCGCGCGCCGCAGCCACCGCGAGCGCUCGCGCGAGGCGUUCUGGGACACGGCCGCGAUGGCUGCGUCGCACUACUCGGGCAUGCUCCCCGACCCGCUGCGCCUCAAGCUCGGCGGCCUCUCGCCGCAGCAGCUGCAGGUCUAUGAGGAUUUCGCGCGUCUCCGCACUCUCCCUCCCGCAGCCGACGGACGCAACGGCGCGCUCUACGCCGAGUCGCCCGCCAUGGCCGCCGCCAACGUCCCGCAGGCCGCCGCCGCCGCUGCAGCCGCCGCUGCUGUCGUCGCCGACGCCGGCGUCCUCACGGCCCCGCAGGCGAUGGAGAAGUUUGCCGCGCUCCUCGCCGAGCUCGAACAGGCGCUCGCCGCCGAGUCGGUCCCGCAGCUCGCCGGUGUCGGCCAGGAGAGCGACCUCCGCCGCAUCGUCCAGCAGAUCCCCCUCGUCGCCGCGUCGUCCGCCUCGCGCGACGACACCGUCCUCGCCUGCUCGCAAAAGGUCGUCCAGCUGCUGUACCGCAGUGAGGGUGCUCUCGCCCGCGACGCCUACGUCUUCCUCCUCGACCGCCUCUGCGCCAUCUCGCCUCGCGUCGCCAAGGAGGUCACCGACUGGCUCGUGUACGCCGAGGACGAGCGCAAAUUCAACGUCCCCGUCACCGUCGCGCUCCUCCAGGCCCGCUUCAUCAACGUCGCCGACCUCGACCUCCAGCUUGCCAAGUUCGCCGUCCGCGAGUUCCGCGCGACCGUCGUCGACUUUGUCGCCGGCGUCGUUGCGGCGUGCCUCGCCGAGGUCCCGCCUGUCGCGACCCGCGAGCAGUUCGCCAACUCGCUCGAGGCGCUCAGCCAGGGCGUCCGCCAGGGCAAGGCGACCGACGCGGCCCGCAAGCUCCUCGACGACGUGCAAUCCCGCGGCACGACCAGCGUCCGCGAGCUCUCGCCGAGCAACCUCACUUCCGCCGAGGACGCCGCCGUUCGCGAGCAGCUAACCCUCUGCUUCGCCGAGUGGGUUCGGCUCUACCAGCAGUCGCACAACAUCGAGAAGGCCUUUGUCGACUUUGUCGUCCAGCUUCAGAAGCAAGGCAUCCUCAAGGGCGAGGAGAUCUCGUCGCUCUUCUUCCGCGUCUGCACCGAGGUCAGCAUCGACUCGUACAUCAAGAACAAGGCGGCAGGUGGCACCCCCGCGACGGGCAUCUUCCAGCCGGUCGACGCCUUUGCUCGCCUGAUCACGUUCAUGAUCAAGUACCAUGCCGACCCGACGGGCGCAAACAACGACAAGGCCAAGGUGCACUACAUGAACAAGGUCCUGUCGAUUGUCGUUCUCGUGCUUGCCAACUCGCACGAGGAGCUCGGCAUCCACUUCCAGGCCAAGCCUUUCUUCCGCUUCUUCUCGAGCUUGCUGUGCAACCUUGCGGCAAUCGAAUCGCACCUGGGCGCCGCGUACUCGACGAUCUUGAUCGGUCUGAGCCACUCGCUCAACACCUGCCAACCCUCUAUCUUCCCGGCCUUCGCCUUUUCCUGGAUCUCGCUCAUCACGCACCGCUUCUUCAUGCCCAAGUUGCUGCAGAUGACCGAGUCGCGCGACGGAUGGAACGCCUUCCUCCGCCAACUCGUCUCGCUCCUCCGGUUCCUCGCGCCGCACCUCCGCCUCGGCAAGCUCAGCGAAGUCGUCAGGACGCUCUACAUCGGCACCGAGCGCCUCCUCCUCGUCCUCCUGAAGGACUUCCCCGACUUUGUCGCCCAGGCCGCGCCCGCCCUCGUCGAUGUCCUCCCGUCGAACGCCGUCCAGAUGACCAACCUCGUCCUGUCGGCCUUCCCGGUACAGGUCGCGACGAGGCUGCCAGACCCCCUUAUGCCCGGCCUCGACCUCGAGUCGCUGCCGGAGGCGCAGAAGGCGCCCGCGUUCCUCGCCGACUACACCGCCGCGUUGACGGUCUCGGGCAUCCUCCCCGUCCUCGACCAGUACCUCGUCAGCGGCGAGCCGGCCGACUUCGUCUCGAUGGUUCUCGCACGCCUCGACCGCCCGAGCGCAAAGGUCGAGCGGGGCGAGCCGGCGGUGAACGUCCCGCUCGUCAACAGCCUCGUCCUCCGCCUCGGCGCGACUGCGAUCAACCAGCACAAGGCGCAGAAGGGACAGGCCGGCUUCGACGCGUCGAGCGAGUCGUUCAAGACGCUCCGCCAGCUCGUCGAGCGUGCCGCGCCCGAGACGAGGUACUACCUCCUGCUCGCCGUGGUCAACCAGCUGCGCUUCGUCUCGAGCCACACGGCGUGGUUCAGCAAGGCGUUGCUCACCAUCUUUGCCGAAGCCGGAGAGGACGACGCCACGAAGGAGACCUCGCGCGUGUCCGAGGCCAUCCUGCGUGUGGUCCUCGAGCGCAGCCUCGCGGCGCGCCCAGUCCCGAUGGGCGUGCAGCACUCGUUGAGCCAGCUCCUGCGCGACCACGCCUCGACGGUCGAGAAGGUCCUCUCCCGCCUCCCGAACGACGACGCCGGCGCGCGCGCGCUCGUCUCGCACUUUGCCCGCCUCGUCCAGUCUCCUCCCGCCGGUCCCCCUGCCGCUGCAUAG
Messenger RNA from Rhodotorula toruloides NP11, 5928 nucleotides. RefSeq names its product CCR4-NOT transcription complex subunit 1. Lineage: Eukaryota; Fungi; Basidiomycota; Microbotryomycetes; Sporidiobolales; Sporidiobolaceae. The record is from RefSeq and is a predicted model, not a curated record. The transcript has 6 exons. Gene Ontology annotation, biological process: nuclear-transcribed mRNA catabolic process, deadenylation-dependent decay. The coding region runs from base 1 to 5928 and encodes 1975 amino acids. Gene Ontology annotation, molecular function: molecular adaptor activity. Gene Ontology annotation, cellular component: P-body; CCR4-NOT core complex.